ACGUUGUUGGUUCCUCUGAGUUUGCCACUCAAAACAAACGAGCCGCGUAGAAGCAUCGACCCACCUCUCUCUGUCUCUCUCGAAUGGCAGAGAAAGGUAGAUAUAGAGAGAGGGGGCGGCGGGGAGAGAUAGAGUUUUGUCUGUUAAUUCAAAGACAGCUCUGUUCCUGAAACCUCUUCAUUGGUAAAAACAAAAGGCUCUCUCUCUCUCUCUCUCUUAUCAUCGAAUUGGGUGUUUUGGGUUUUGGUUAUUUGUAUCAAUUCAAUCGACUCUGAAUCAUCAAAUGAAAGCCAUUUGGUUUUUACAUCAUGGUUUGGUGGAAUUUUCAGGGUCUGUGUCUGUGGCUGAAAUUGAUUGGGUUUGUGGGUUGGAAUCAGAUAGAGAAAGAAGGGACAGGGGUGGUGGUGAAAGGGGUUGGAAUCAAUUGUCAGCUUUAAAUGGCUGGUGGACUGGAAAUUGAAGAUGAAACUGAAACCAAAGGUAGCAUGUGGGAUUUGGAACAGAAGCUUGACCAGCCCAUGGAUGAAGAGGCUGGAAGACUCAGACAUAUGUAUAGAGAAAAGAAAUUCUCAGCAUUAUUGCUUCUGCGACUUUCAUUUCAGAGUCUUGGCGUGGUCUAUGGAGACUUAGGAACAUCUCCUUUGUAUGUGUUCUACAAUACAUUUUCUCAUGGAAUCAAUGAUCCAGAGGAUGUAAUUGGAGCUCUUUCGUUGAUUAUAUAUUCCCUCACUCUUAUACCACUACUCAAGUAUGUUUUUAUAGUAUGCAAGGCGAACGACAACGGUCAAGGUGGAACGUUUGCUCUUUAUUCAUUGCUCUGUCGACAUGCAAAAAUUAAAACAAUCCCUAACCAACACCGGACUGAUGAGGAGCUGACAACAUAUAGUCGUAGCACUUUCCAUGAGCAUUCAUUUGCUGCAAAAACCAAGAGAUGGUUGGAGCAAUAUGCAUACAGAAAGAAUGCUCUUCUUAUACUUGUCCUUGUUGGCACUUGCAUGCUGAUUGGAGAUGGAAUUUUCACUCCCGCGAUAUCUGUCCUUUCAGCUGCUGGUGGAAUCAAGGUAGACCACCCCAAUAUGAGUAAUGAUGUAGUUGUGCUGGUUGCUGUUGUCAUUUUGGUAGGUUUGUUUAGCAUGCAACAUUAUGGUACUGAUAAAGUGGGGUGGCUUUUCGCUCCAAUUGUGCUGCUUUGGUUUCUCUUAAUUGGAGGUAUUGGCAUAUUCAACAUUUUGAAAUAUGAUAGAAGUGUUCUGAGAGCUUUUUCACCAGUGUAUAUAUAUCGGUAUAUUAGAAGGGGAGGGAAAGAAAGUUGGUUGUCCCUUGGGGGCAUCAUGCUUAGUAUCACAGGGACAGAGGCACUUUUUGCUGACCUAGCCCAUUUUCCAGUUUCAAGUAUACAGCUUGCUUUCACAGUCGUUGUAUUUCCUUGCCUUCUUUUAGCCUAUUCUGGUCAAGCUGCCUUCCUCAUAAAAAACAAGGACCAUGUGAUUAAUGCAUUCUAUCAUUCUAUUCCAGAUAGCAUUUACUGGCCAGUUUUUAUUGUUGCAACGUUAGCUGCUAUUGUUGCAAGUCAAGCAACCAUAUCUGCUACCUUUUCAAUAAUCAAGCAGGCCGUUGCACUUGGAUGUUUCCCCAGAGUCAAGGUUGUGCACACAUCAAAGAAAUUCCUUGGGCAGAUAUAUAUUCCAGAAAUCAACUGGAUCCUUAUGAUUUUUUGCAUUAUUGUGACUGCCGGAUUCCAAAAUCAAAGCCAAAUUGGGAAUGCUUAUGGGACUGCGGUCGUGAUAGUUAUGCUCGUGACAACGUUGCUCAUGAUUUUAAUCAUGUUAUUGGUGUGGCAUUGCCAUUGGAUCCUGGUUGUCAUCUUCACUGCCUUAUCCCUAUUAGUGGAGUGCACUUACCUCUCCGCCGUACUUUUCAAGGUCGAUCAAGGCGGGUGGGUCCCACUGGUGAUUGCAGCAGCCUUUCUCAUCAUCAUGUAUGUCUGGCAUUACGGUUCGUUGAAACGAUACGAGUUUGAAAUGCACAGUAAGGUCUCAAUGGCAUGGAUUCUUGGGCUCGGACCCAGUUUAGGCCUGGUCCGUGUCCCCGGGAUCGGGCUCGUCUACACUGAGCUAGCGAGCGGUGUGCCUCACAUUUUCUCCCACUUCAUCACAAACCUACCUGCCAUCCACUCCGUCGUUGUCUUCGUGUGCGUGAAGUACCUUCCCGUGUACACAGUCCCGGAGGAGGAGAGAUUUCUCGUAAAACGGAUUGGACCAAAGAAUUUUCACAUGUUCCGAUGUGUUGCAAGGUACGGUUACAAAGACCUCCACAAGAAAGACGAUGAGUUUGAGAAAAAGCUGUUCGAUAACCUCUUUGUGUUCGUCCGGCUUGAGUCGAUGAUGGAAGGUUGUUCUGACUCAGACGAGAAUAGCUUGUAUGGCACCCAGCUGACCGAGCGGUCAAGGGACUUGCUGCUGAGAGAUAAUGCUAACAUCACAGUUUCAUCGGUGGACCUAACGAUUUCAUCGGUGGACUCGAUCGUGCAGGUAAGAUCGCCGACGCAGGUGAAUCAGACGGUCACGUCGUCGACAAGCAAUCGGACGGAGGUCGACGAGGUGGAGUUCUUGACCGGAUGUCGAGACGCCGGGGUUGUCCACAUACUUGGGAACACGGUGGUGAGAGCAAGGAGGGAUUCAAAGAUUCAUAAGAAAAUAGCUAUUGAUUAUAUAUAUGCUUUUCUUAGGAAGAUUUGCAGGGAGAAUAGUGUGAUCUUCAAUAUUCCUCAUGAAAGCCUCUUGAAUGUGGGGCAGAUAUUCUAUGUAUGAAAAAUUCUUUGGAAAUAUGAUCGAAUGAGAGAAUAUACUCUGGUUCUCAUUUUUUUUUGCUUGAACAUGUAUAAUUGGAGUUUUGUGCAGUUUGUAUGGUGGUU
Molecule: messenger RNA, 2914 nt
Organism: Camellia sinensis
Lineage: Eukaryota; Viridiplantae; Streptophyta; Magnoliopsida; Ericales; Theaceae
Gene: KUP11
Product: K+ uptake permease 11
Biological process (GO): potassium ion transmembrane transport
Cellular component (GO): membrane
Molecular function (GO): potassium ion transmembrane transporter activity
Source: RefSeq, a predicted model, not a curated record